Cordyceps militaris CM01 is the source of this 1197-nucleotide messenger RNA. Its product is annotated as RNA-binding La domain protein. Bases 1 to 1197 code for a protein of 398 amino acids. NCBI's taxonomy places the organism in Eukaryota, Fungi, Ascomycota, Sordariomycetes, Hypocreales, Cordycipitaceae. Gene Ontology annotation, cellular component: nucleus. The transcript has a single exon. Gene Ontology annotation, biological process: RNA processing. Gene Ontology annotation, molecular function: mRNA binding. The record is from RefSeq and is a predicted model, not a curated record.
AUGAGCGAGGCAGACAAUGCCAUCAAGCCCGCCGAGGCUGUCGUGGCUGUCGAGACUGUCGAAGCCGUCGAGGCCGUCGAGGAACCUACUACUGCCACUUCUGAGUCUGUUCCUGAAGUGACUCCUGAAGUUGCUCCUGAAGCCGCUCCUGAAGCCGCUCCUGAAGCCGCUCCCGAAGCCGCUCCCGAAGCCGCCCCAACGGCGGCUGCUGCCACCAAUGGCCAAACCGAGAAGAAAAUCCUGAAGACCACGACCAGAAUUGACCCCGACACCCGCCAAAAGUACAACAAGUUCGACCCCAGCCAGCGCGAGGUCUCAGAUGACCCUGUUGCCAUUCGCAAGCAGGUCGAAUUCUACUUUGGCGACUGGAACUUCCCCCAGGACAAGUUCAUGUGGGAGAACUGCGGCGGCUCCGAGAACAAGCCUAUCGCGGUCGAGAAGAUUCACUCCUUCAAGCGCAUGCGCACCUUCCAACCCUAUAGCGCGGUUGUCGCCGCCCUGCGCGACAGCGAUUUUCUCGAUGUAGAAGGCGAUGAAGGCCGGGAGACGCUCAAGCGCAAGGUUCCUUAUCAGGCCAUGGGUAACGCGCGCGCCAAGACCGAGGCCUCGACCAUCUACGUCAAGGGCUUCGGCGACGAGACGCCCAACACACAAUUUGAGAUGGAGAGCUUCUUUGCGCAGUUUGGCGAGUUCAAGGGCCUGAAACUGCGCCGCACUCCCGAGGGCCUGUUCAAGGGCUCCGUCUUUGUGACCUUUGCCAGCGAGGACGCGGCCAAGGACUUUGUGAGCAAGGAGCCGGCGCCCAAGUGGAAGGAGCACGACCUCAAGAUUAUGACCAAGCAGGCGUACUGUGAGGAGAAGAGCGAACUCAUCCGCGCCGGCAAACUAGAACCCAACAGCACCACGAGCAAGAAGUUCUUUGAAGGCCAAGAAGGCGGUGGCCGCCGCAACGGCAGCGGGGCACGUGACCAGGACGACUGGAAGAAGCGCCGCGAACACGAUCAGAAGAACGGAUUCCGUGGCGGUCGCGGAGGUCGAGGUGGCCGGGGCGGCCGCGGUGGCCGUGGCCGUGGUGGUGGUGGCUUCCGUGGCGGUCGCCGCGAUAACGAGGAUCGCGGCAACAAGCGCUCUCGCGAGGAGGACACUGGUGGUGAGGAGCGCUCUGCCAAGAAGGUCGAUACCAAGGUGGAGGCGUAA